Messenger RNA from Triplophysa rosa, 489 nucleotides. RefSeq names its product PWWP domain-containing DNA repair factor 3A-like. The coding region runs from base 166 to 450 and encodes 94 amino acids. The transcript is spliced from 4 exons. The record is from RefSeq and is a predicted model, not a curated record. Lineage: Eukaryota; Metazoa; Chordata; Actinopteri; Cypriniformes; Nemacheilidae.
UCUGCCCCACCUUGUCUUGCUUCUCUUGACCUAGUGGCAGAACCAUGAUAGAACCUCUUGUUUUAUGUGGAGAGUGACGUUUUGUCCCUGUUGGUCUUCCACUCUCCGGUGUGGCGUCUCUGUUCCCGCCCUUUCGUCUCCUCGUUAUUGUUUGUUAAUUAGUUCAUGCCCCGCACCUGCUUCCUCUUGAUUUGUCCCCUUUAUAAUGCCCUUGUGUCUUCUGUCUCGUGCUGGAUCAUUGUUCUGUUGCGUCGUGUUUGUCUUCGUGGACACCCACAGACUCACAGUGACACGAUCAAGUUUAUUAUGGAUGUCCUUUUUCCAGAGUCCAUCAUCUGUUCCCUUGCUGGUUUGGAAAAUCUCACCAUGCUGGAGGCUGAGGAGAAAUUUCUACAAGUCAUUGACAUAAGUGAGCGGGAGCAGUUUGACCGAGGAUUAAGAACAUUUUGAAGAAGAGUGAGUCAUUAUCCCCAUAGGAGUCAUUAUCGC